AUAGAUUGCUACGACAAAUACGUACCCUGCACAAAUCAAACACAACAAUAAGAAAUCAACCUGUUUCACUACCCAACUUGCUUGACCAUGUUUCGCCAUGUUUAUGUCCUCUCUUUGCUAGUACUCCUAGCAAUCAACACCGUCUCAGCAGUGGACUACACUGUCACCAACAGAGCUACUGCAACUGCUGGUGGAGCCCGAUUCAUCACGGACAUCGGGGUCGAUUACAGCAAGCAAACUCUAGCAUCUGCUACAGAUUUCAUAUGGGAGACCUUCCAGCAAAGUAAUGCCGCGGACAGAAAAAAUAUUCAAACAGUCAACUUGUUCAUAGAUGUCAUGGAUGGGGUUGCCUACUCAGUCAACGAUGAAAUCCAUGUUAGCGACAGUUAUAUAGCAAGUUAUUCAGGUGAUGUCAGAACAGAAAUCACUGGGGUACUUUACCAUGAAAUGACACACAUAUGGCAAUGGAAUGGUAAUGGACAAGCCCCAGGUGGACUAAUUGAAGGGAUUGCUGAUUUUGUAAGGUUGAAGGCGAACUAUGCACCUAGUCACUGGGUGCAACCAGGGCAGGGUGACAGGUGGGAUCAAGGUUAUGAUGUUACGGCUAAGUUUUUGGACUAUUGUAAUGAUCUUAGAAAUGGGUUUGUUGCUGAGCUUAACAAGAAGAUGAUGACUGGCUAUAGUGCUCAGUACUUUGUUGAUCUGCUAGGGAAGACCGUUGAUCAGCUCUGGACAGACUACAAGGCCCGGUACGGGCAAUAGAAGAGCUUGGCUAAUUAAGAGCAGAAUCUAUGAAAUUUUGUGUUUUUAGCAGCUCGGAUCAAAAUAUAUAUCCUAAAUAAAAUUUGAAUAAGAUCCUUUCAGACUGGCAACAAUUGUUUCAUGGACGUCAGAACAUAAA
Messenger RNA from Populus trichocarpa (black cottonwood), 901 nucleotides. RefSeq lists its product as uncharacterized. The transcript has a single exon. NCBI's taxonomy places the organism in Eukaryota, Viridiplantae, Streptophyta, Magnoliopsida, Malpighiales, Salicaceae. Bases 88 to 762 code for a protein of 224 amino acids. The record is from RefSeq and is a predicted model, not a curated record.